AUGCCACUGGCCCUGCUUCCCCGGGCUGGCGUGGCGCUGUGCUUGCUGGAAGGGCCAGCCGGCAGGAUUGUCAGGCCAUCGCCCGUCACGUUACGUACCUUUCUACACGCACACACACCUCAAAACACACAGCACACCACAACCAUGCGUCCUCGUAUUCCCCGUCUCCCCAAGGCCAAGCGCUCCGAGGUCUGGAUCAUGGGCGCCGCCGGCGUUGGCGUCCUCGCCCCGCUCUACAUGAUCAUGCCCGGUGCCGACGAGCGCCUGGCCAAGCAGACGACCAAGUGGGCGCCGCGCUGGGAGAAGAACAUCAGCUACUUCUCGCCCCCCGUCGAGCGCGGCAUGCAGCGCAUCGAGCCGCCCGUGUCCCGCGCCGUCCAGCGGAUGGAGGAGCGCCUGCCGCUCGAGCGCAUGGCCAAGGGCGUCGACUCGUCCAUCAAGGCCGGCAUCGAGCGCUUCGCCCCCAAGCCCAAGGACUAA
Molecule: messenger RNA, 480 nt
Organism: Akanthomyces muscarius
Lineage: Eukaryota; Fungi; Ascomycota; Sordariomycetes; Hypocreales; Cordycipitaceae
Exons: 3
Coding region: 1-480 (159 amino acids)
Source: RefSeq, a predicted model, not a curated record